Messenger RNA from Dendrobium catenatum, 994 nucleotides. RefSeq names its product putative pentatricopeptide repeat-containing protein At2g01510. Bases 41 to 967 code for a protein of 308 amino acids. The record is from RefSeq and is a predicted model, not a curated record. The transcript has a single exon. Gene Ontology annotation, molecular function: protein binding; zinc ion binding; RNA binding. Gene Ontology annotation, biological process: RNA modification. NCBI's taxonomy places the organism in Eukaryota, Viridiplantae, Streptophyta, Magnoliopsida, Asparagales, Orchidaceae.
AUGUGGAUGUCUGGACGAUACCCAUCAAGCUUUCGACGAAAUGCCCGUUCAAAACAUAGUAACCUGGAACGCCUUGGUUACCGCUUACGGCCAAAAUGGACGUGCGAAGGACGCAAUCAACUUGUUCGACGAAAUGCUUCGCAAAGGAAUCAAGCCAGAUUCAGUCACUUUCCUCAGCAUCCUCUCUGCUUGCAGCCACAACGGCUUCGUUGAGCAAGGGCUUCAAUACUUCCACGCCAUGAAAGAGCCGAGAAAGGAGCACUACGCCUGCGCGGUGGAUAUGCUGGGUCGUGUGGGGAGGUUUGAUGAAUUGGAGAGCUUGCUCCAUCAGAUGCCUUUUGAUGCCGAUGAAAUCAUAUGGAAUUCAGUUCUAAAUUCCUGCCGGAAACACCGAAACGAAAAGCUGGCAGCAAAAGCCGCGGAGAAGCUGUUUGCUAUGGAGCUCGGUGAUGCCGCCCCUUACAUAAUAAUGUCGAACAUCUACUCUCAAUCCGGGCGAUGGAACGAAGCCGCCGGCGUGAAGAAAAUGAUGAGGGAGCGAGGAGUCAAAAAGGAGAAAGGAUGUAGCUGGGUUGAGAUUAAGGAGAAGAUCUAUGUUUUCACAUCAGAUGAUGGGACGAAUCCAAGGAUUGGGGAAAUUAGGGCGAAACUGAAGGAAUUGGAAGUGGAGAUGGAAAAUAAAGGGUACAGACCUGAUACGAGCUGCUCGUUGAGGAACGUCGGCGAGGAGGGGACGAAGGCGGAAGCGUUGAAGCGGCAUAGUGAGCGGUUGGCGAUAGGAUUUGCGCUGAUUAGCACGCCGGCGGGGUCGACGAUUAGGGUUAUGAAGAAUUUGCGAGCUUGUGUUGAUUGCCAUGAGGCGAUCAAGGUGAUUUCGAAGAUUGUGGAGAGGGAAAUUAUUGUGAGGGAUAGUAGCCGGUUUCAUCAUUUUAAGAAUGGGAUUUGUUCUUGUGGUGAUUAUUGGUGAAUGAGAUGUUGGAAAGAAUUUUUUUAG